UGCAUAUAUGGGAAGACGGCGCACUGUCGAACCGUUUCGUGGCUGAUUAAACAAAAUUGAACGGGGCAGCGCGCACACUUCAAACAACUUCGCUGGCUUCAACGCGGUUUAGUUAACCAGUUAACCUACAUCUGAGUGGUUCAUAGGAACACUUGUUGUUUUUGUUGUUGUUUUGGUGUUGACUCUGACUCUCAAAAUGCCGAAUUGUCCUAAGUGCGAAAAGCCCGUUUACUUCGCUGAGCGAAAAACAUCUUUGGGUAAAGACUGGCAUGCUGGAUGCUUGCGUUGUGAAAAAUGCAAUAAGACUUUAACACCAGGUUCUCAUGCCGAACACGAAGGAAAGCCUUAUUGCAAUCACCCCUGCUAUUCGGCACUUUUUGGACCAGGUGGAUUCGGACGUGGUGGUGCGGAAAGCUACGUCUACAAAAAGUAGUUUAGUUAUUAUGAUAACUAUCUAUUGCUUUACAAUAUCUUUUACCAUUCCAUUUUAUCAGUUGACUAAUAUGUAAUUAAUAAUAAAUCUAAUUUCACAUCA
Messenger RNA from Coccinella septempunctata (seven-spotted ladybird), 535 nucleotides. Its product is annotated as cysteine-rich protein 1-like. Bases 197 to 433 code for a protein of 78 amino acids. The transcript has 2 exons. NCBI's taxonomy places the organism in Eukaryota, Metazoa, Arthropoda, Insecta, Coleoptera, Coccinellidae. The record is from RefSeq and is a predicted model, not a curated record.